AUGGUGUUCAUUGACCUGGAGAAAGCCUAUGACAAAGUCCCGAGAGAGGUUCUAUGGAGAUGUUUGGAGGCUAGAGAAGUGCCUGUAGCGUAUAUUAGAGUGACUCAGGACAUGUAUGAUAGAGCUAAGACACGGGUUAGGACAGCAGAAGGAGACUCUGACUACUUUCCGGUUGAGAUGGGGUUGCAUCAGGGAUCAGCACUUAGCCCAUUUUUGUUUUCCUUGGCGAUGGAUUCGUUGACGCGUCACAUUCAAGGGGAGGUGUCUUGGUGCUUGUUAUUUACGGAUGACAUAGUUCUGAUUGAUGAGACGUGA
Messenger RNA from Nicotiana attenuata, 315 nucleotides. RefSeq lists its product as uncharacterized. Bases 1 to 315 code for a protein of 104 amino acids. The transcript has a single exon. NCBI's taxonomy places the organism in Eukaryota, Viridiplantae, Streptophyta, Magnoliopsida, Solanales, Solanaceae. The record is from RefSeq and is a predicted model, not a curated record.